Molecule: messenger RNA, 4678 nt
Organism: Priapulus caudatus
Lineage: Eukaryota; Metazoa; Priapulida; Priapulimorpha; Priapulimorphida; Priapulidae
Product: protein Fe65 homolog
Exons: 2
Coding region: 1152-3173 (673 amino acids)
Biological process (GO): regulation of DNA-templated transcription
Cellular component (GO): cytoplasm; nucleus
Molecular function (GO): transcription factor binding; amyloid-beta binding
Source: RefSeq, a predicted model, not a curated record
CGUGUGUGGGAGUACCAAUCGACCAGCGGUCUUUUCCUAGUAUUGGGCGAGAUCGAGAAGAUCACCCGCCCGCAGCGAGAGAGAGAGAGAGAAAGAAACACCGGGCUGGCGUGCGGGUACGUACGCGAGCCGAGGGAGAGCAGGCAGCCGGUGAAUGGUUAACGAUAUACCGUAUUGAUCCGGCGUGCCUGAGCUGAGUCAGUGUCUCCUCGCUGCCAGACACGGGCGCGCUACGACGCGACGACGAAGGCUCGCGCUUAAGCCGUAGCCGUCUGCUCGCGCGAGUAAUCGCCGCUGAGGAGUGUCUUGCUGUGUGGGAGUAGCAAUCCGUGCGAGUCCGUCGUUCAUGUGCGUAGCGGCAAGUACAACGCCGACGCAUGAUCUUGCCUCCCGCUGUCGCAUAGAUCUCUGCAUCUAACUGCAGACGCACUGCGUGCUGCAGAUAUCCGUCGCAGGAAUAUCUGUAACUGCAGACUUCUUUUUCGAAGAGUCUGCGAGAUAUCUGUUACGAGUCUGCGAGCUCGAGAAAGCGUUGUUGUCUGAUGUAGAGGAGGAAGUGUUUUUAUGAACGGGAGUUUGUAUGAGCGUGGCAAACAGUGCAGAGCCGGUGUAACGCCGAGUAUUUCAUCAUAAGUCUGCUGAACGCGGUACUAGGUAAGCGGAAGUACAGCUGACCUAGAUAUUCACGGAAACCUAAAGGUGUGACAGCCAGGACAGAAAUUCCGAGCGCAUCUCGUCGUCGAACUGAGCAAAGUGUUUCAAGUCGAGAUCCAGAAGUACCGUGCACUGCGCGGAGACGACCGCUAAAGCCGUGUUCGUGUGGAAAGCAGACCUACUCGCUAUCGACUAUCUACAGCAGACAGUGUUCCGCCCCAUCAAGCAGCUUAACUAUCUAUUAAGCGUCUCUCUCUCAGUCUCUCCCUCUCUCCUACGUGCUUACUCUGUCUCUGUCUCUGUCAUUGUCUGGGAACCUAAGGAGGAGACCCCAGCCUAAAAAGGAACGCACGCGAAUCGGCAGGUUAUCGAGCGUUGCUAACGGCAACAGCGGCGGCGCCGCGCGAUUGAGCACGCCAUCAAUGCGGACGGACCGUGCGGCGGCGACGACAACGCUGGCCGCGGUGCCGUGAGCGCCACCUGCCCCGCGGCCCAGCAUGAGUGCUGCCGACAGCAGCGACGCGUUCGCUGACAACAACCUCCCGAUCAGUUUCUCGAACCCGAACUACCAGCUGGACGAGGCGCUGAGCGGCGGCGGCGGUGGCGGGGAGAUGCGCUGCGCGGCGGACGACGGCGGCGAGAUCGGCGACGACUACGACGACGCGGAGAUCUACGAGGACGUCGACACGGGCACGUUCACGCGCGACUCGUCGGUGAAGAGCCGCCGCAGCUACAACCACAUCGACCUGCCGUCGAUGGGGCUUGACCUCACAGCAGACCCGACUGCAAACCUCCCGUCGACGCCCCACCUCAGCUCGCCGGACAGCGUUGCUGCGGGCGACAACGCCGACGAGCGCUUCCGGUGCUACCGUGGCAUCGAGUCGAACCGCAACGAGGUCGACGAGACGACGGUUGCCGUCGACGACGGCAGCAGCACGGUGGGCGAGAACAAUCUGAAGAACAUUAGCGCAGAUAGCAACGUCGGCGGUGACGCGGCCGACGAGGAGGAGAGCAGGAAGAUCGAGUACGUGCGCGGGCCACGCAACGACGACAUCUACGCCGUCGUCAAUAAGAAGGUGAAGGCCCAGCUGGCGCACAGCAAGGAGACGGAGAGGGCCGUCUCUCCGAAGGAGGAGGACAGCACUGACAGGCAGCGAGAGGAGGGGGAGGACGAGGAGGAGAAGCAGCAGAAGGAGGAGAAGCUGCCUGCAGGCUGGGAGAAGCACGAGGAUGCCGACGGCCCCUACUACUGGCACAUCAAGAGCGGCACGAUCCAGCGCGAGCCGCCGCCGCCGCAGCCAUCCGCACCGCCCACACGCCCGCCCGCCGACGUCUCGCCCGCGCCCCCUGACGGCCGGCAGUCCGCCGAGACUGCAGCCGAACAGGAGGAGAAGCCCGCGGCAACGACGGAGGAGGAAGCGGCGGAGGAGGGCGAGGGGUCGCCGCCGCCGCGGCAGGUGCGCUUCGCCGUGCAGUCGCUUGGCUGGGUCGAGAUCUCCGAGGACGACCUGACGCCGGAGCGCAGCAGCAAGGCGGUGUCGCGCUGCAUCGUCGACCUGUCGCUCGGCCGCAACGUCGCGCUCGACGUCGUCGGUCGCUGGGGCGACGGCAAGGAGCUCUACAUGGACCUCGACGACCACAGCCUGAAGCUGAUCCACCCGCACGACCUUGCCGUGCUGCACGCGCAGCCGAUCCACUCGAUCCGCGUGUGGGGCGUCGGCCGCGACAACGGCCGCGACUUUGCGUACGUGGCGCGCGACCGCACGACGCGCGUGCACAUGUGCCACGUGUUCCGCUGCGACUCGCCGGCGCGCACCAUCGCCAACACGCUGCGCGACAUCUGCAAGCGCAUCAUGAUCGAGCGCAGCCUCGCGCACAACCUUGUCGCGCCGCCCGCUGCGGCGCCCCCUGGCGGCAUCGUGCGGCGCGCGCGCCCGACCAACCUGCCGACGCAGAACCGGCGCGGCGUGCGGCCGGGCAGCGCGCCGCCGCAGUCGUUCCCGACGCCGAUGGAGGAGCCGAAGAAGCAGAUCCGCGCGCACUACCUCGGCGCGACGCAGGUCGCCCGGCCGAUGGGCAUCGAGGUGAUCAACACGGCGAUCGAGCGCAUGAUCCACAUGUCGCCGCGCGAGAUGUGGUCGCUCGCGAACGUCGCCGUCGCGCCGUCGGUGAUCACGGUCGUCGACGCGGGGAACCCGGAGCGCGUGCUGCAGGAGUCGCGCGUGCGCUACCUGUCGUUCCUCGGCAUCGGCCGCGAGGUCGAGUACUGCGCGUACAUCAUGCACACGGCGCAGGACCUCUUCAUGGCGCACGUGUUCCACUGCGAGCCGUCGAGCGGCGCGCUCGCGAAGACGAUCGAGGCGGCGUGCAAGCUGCGCUACCAGAAGUGCCUCGACGCACACGCGCGCGACCAGGAGGAGCAGACGCCGCCGACGACGCCCAAGAGCAUCGGCAUGGCGAUCAAGGGCAUGCUGGGCUCUCUCGCUGGCCGCAAGAAAAGUAGUGGCAACAGUAGCUAAGGGGCGCCGCGGCAGAGAGCGAACGAGGUGGCCUCUUGUUUGCGGUGCGGCGGGGGGGGGGGGGGGGGGGGGUCGUGUACUGCCCGAAUGGAAGAGCCUCCUCCCCAUGAUGCAUGUUGCCUACAGAGAGACUGCGCGUGCUCCGGCUCAGCCAGGAACAUGGUUGCCGCACAACGCACGCUUGCCACCACCAGGAAAAGGUUGAAAGAGCCUGUUCAGAGAAAUCAACAAGUUAACAAUGGUCGUUUGACUGCGCUGCCGGACGCGGAUACAUAGGUGGCGUCGGCAGUCGCCUCACUAAGUGACGCUGCCUCAUGUCUUGCGCGUCUCAUGGAGAAAAAUCGCUUAGCUUCUAUAGAGUUGGUUUCUUUGCCCCAUUUAACGAGUCCAAGGGUGCUGACCUGUGUUUGUUUGUGCAACAUAAGACUGCGCUACACGUUUACGCAGUCACCACUAGAGGGCGGUGGCCUGCAUCGUGCAGGAAGUAACCGGUGCGUAUGUUUUUGCUGAGUACUCCAAACCCUCCAUGUGUUUAUGGUAUAGAUAUCUUUGUGAGAGAGGUUUUUUCCAGGGGGCUUGAGUUCCGUCGUAUUUUUACGUUUAUGUCUAGGAAAUUGUAUUGCAUUUGUACAGUGUACAAUUUUCAUAAGAAGAAUCUUAUUUUGCUAUCGAGUUGCAGUAAUAUUUUCCGUUGGUGCUACGAAGCAACACAUUAGGUAUUUUUUGCCAUUCGGCAGCUUGGAAAGUUGUAAGUGAUCGGGAUAAAAUUAUUAUUAUUAUAAAGUGUGAGUGCUGUUCGAGAAGACUGUGUGUGUGUGUGUGUGUGUCUACAUACUUACCAGACGUUGAGAUGUUUAAUUAUUGAUGUGGAACCCUCGAGGCUGUAUUUAAAAGUUCGAUGAAUUCUGCCACUACACAUAGUGGUUGUGUGCAGUUGGAUGGAUACUCGAGAUGUACUCCUCUUCAAAUAUGGAUGCGUGCAUGUAUACGCGUGCAUACAGUGCCGACGUUGAUUUGCCGACAAUCUGAUUAUUCUUGAAGUUCGCAUCAAUAACUCACCACUGUACAUUUCACUGCGUGUCGUUGCUAUGUGCUCUCGCAUACAUAAGAUCAGGAGUGAAUAAUAGAGAUUCUUUUAUUAUUCACUCCUGAUAAGAUAUAGAUACGAUCACGUCACUUUGCAAACGGAUUUGCAUUUGCAGCGUUGCGUAUUUGUAUCUAAUACACGGAUGGGCAAUAUACCUUAUUAUCCACGUGCUAAUCGUAACACGUUGUUCGUGAAGAUAUAUUCGCGUGUUAUUUAAAUUUUGACCCACACUUUCAUUGAUUCGUGUAUAACAGUUGAACGUAGAUGCCAUUGUUCUUCCUAUAUAGGAGCACUAGCAAAUUGUCCUCACUCCUGUUUCUGUGCAUAGCGUAUGUACGUGUAGAUUCUUGCGCGCUGAAUUUUCCGUGCAUGUCGCGAAAGAUGGGAGAUUGCACUAGUAAUAAAUUUAUUAGCCUUA